AUGCCCCGGGGGAGGCGCGGGGGCCGGGUGAGCGCCUUGGAGGCCGGCCGGGAGGAGGAGGCGCCCCCGGCGGCGGGUGCCGUGCAGUCGGCGCGGUGGGCGUCCGGGCGGCAGCCGGAGGCGGCGGCCGAGCUCAUUCUGCUCCGGGGCAUCUUCGAGAUCGGGAGGGACAGCUGCGACGUGGUGCUGAGCGAGCGGGCCCUGAGGUGGCAGCCCAUCCGGCCCGAGCGUCUCCCAGGUGAUUCCAAGUGUGAUUUUCUACAUAGAGAAGAAUUUGUUGAACUCAAGGACAUAUUCUCUGUCAAACUGAAACGGCGUUGUUCAAUUAAACAGCAGAAAAGUGGUACUUUAUUAGGAAUCACUCUCUUCAUAUGUUUGAAAAAGGAACAAAAUAAAUUAAAGGAUUCUACACUUGAUCUUAUUAAUUUAAGUGAAGACCACUGUGACAUAUGGUUUAGACAGUUCAAGAAAAUUUUGGCAGGAUUUUCAAACAGACCAAAGUCGUUAAAAAUACUCCUUAACCCCCAAAGCCACAAAAAGGAAGCUACUCAGGUCUAUUAUGAAAAGGUUGAACCACUGUUGAAGAUUGCGGGAAUAAAGACUGAUGUAACAAUAACAGAAUAUGAAGGGCAUGCCCUGUCACUACUCAAAGAAUGCGAACUACAGGGAUUUGAUGGUGUGGUAUGUGUUGGUGGAGAUGGAUCUGCCAGUGAAGUAGCCCAUGCUUUGCUUCUUAGAGCCCAGAAGAAUGCAGGGUUGGAAACAGACAGCAUCCUGACUCCUGUGGGAGCCCAGCUUCCGCUUGGUGUGAUACCAGCAGGAUCUACUAAUGUAUUGGCGCAUUCUCUCCAUGGAGUUUCUCAUGUGAUAACUGCAACUUUGCACAUUAUAAUGGGGCAUAUACAACCAGUCGAUGUCUGUACCUUCAGCACCAUGGGCAAGUUUCUUCGCUUUGGGUUCUCAGCCAUGUUUGGCUUUGGUGGAAGAGCUUUGGCUGUGGCAGAAAAUCAUCGAUGGAUGUCCCCUAACCAGCGGAUGGAUUUUGCUAUCAUGAAGGCACUGGCAAAACUAAAGCCAGAAGAAUGUGAAAUAUCAUUUUUACCAUUUAACAGCUCUCAGGAUUUAGAAGAAAGGAGGGCACAAGGAUAUCCCAAAUCUGAUUGUAAUGAUCAGUGGCAGGUGAUCCAGGGUCAGUUCUUGAAUGUCAGCAUUAUGGCAAUUCCGUGCCAGUGUGCAGUGGCACCUAGAGGCUUGGCACCUAAUACCAGAUUAAAUAAUGGAAGCAUGGCUCUUAUAACUGCACGAAACACUUCACGACCGGAAUUUAUAAAACACCUGAAAAGAUAUGCGAGUAUUAAAAACCAGUUCAAUUUUCCAUUUGUUGAUACUUACACUGUUGAAGAAGUAAAAGUUUGCCCAAGGAGUAACAGCAGUGGACACAAUCCAGAGGAAGAUCAUGGACCACGUGAAACUGCUUCAGGAAACUGUUUCCCUUGGAAUGUAGAUGGUGAUUUAAUGCAAGUUGCAUCAGAGGUCCAUGUUAGAGUACACCCAGGACUUAUCAAUCUUUAUGGAAGAAGCAUGGAAGAAAUGAAUGAUUCCAAAGUAACAUGUAGUUGUUUAUAAGAGGAAUGUGGAAACUAGAAUUUUAAUAUGAAAAUAUAUAUUAUAUUUUAAUUAAUCAGAUAUUUUAAUAAGGAAAAAUAUCUAUUUUGAAAAGGAAUUAAAAUUGCUAUUUUUGAUGUUACUAAAAUUAGCUUCUAAACUUAAAAAAAUAAGACAUGAAAUAUAUACAAAACAACUGAAAUUUUGAUUUUUGGAGAGUAUUUAUUGGAAUGGAAAAUAAACAUCUCCGGUAUUUGAAAUUUAAACAAGCUAUAUCAAUAUUUAACAUACAUUAAUUCCAAAGUGAAAUAAUUUGGAUUCUUUCUUCCUGGAUUUGAGUCCAUCAAUUCUGAUGUUAAAUUUCAGUAGCCUGGUACCAACAGAUCAGAGUUCAUGUAAGAAUGUUCUGAUAUCCUGAUGAGGUAAGUAUUCCAGCAAGAUUAUAUUUCAAAAUUACACAUUUAGGAAAUCAUAUAACCAGAAAUAGUACUAUUUUCUUUUCCCUCAAAAAUCUCUAAUAUGUAGACUACUUGGCAAAAACAAAAAAGAUGGAUUAAAGUUAUAGCACCAAUUUUGUGGCGGUCUCU
Capra hircus (goat) is the source of this 2192-nucleotide messenger RNA. RefSeq names its product ceramide kinase like (gene CERKL). Gene Ontology annotation, molecular function: kinase activity. NCBI's taxonomy places the organism in Eukaryota, Metazoa, Chordata, Mammalia, Artiodactyla, Bovidae. The record is from RefSeq and is a predicted model, not a curated record. The coding region runs from base 1 to 1626 and encodes 541 amino acids. The transcript has 13 exons.